AUGUCCAACUUAUAUGGCCAUAGAGAACAACAGAACAACCAGCGGUUCGAUGACUUGUCACACACGCUCAGUCUAUUUCGAGAAACAGUCGAUCGCGACAUAAACGGACGUGUGCAGCAAGAAAUGCUGACCCUUGAUCUUCUAAACGACAAUUUCAGCAACUUGUGGCUGAAAGUGCGUCGAACCAGCGGAGAUUUACAAACUGUUAUGACCAGAAAUGCCAGUUUGACUAGAAUUGUUGGGAUUAUACUCGUGCUUUUCAUUGUUAUAUGGACACUCUACCACCUCAGAUAA
Australozyma saopauloensis is the source of this 294-nucleotide messenger RNA. RefSeq names its product Sft1p (gene SFT1). The record is from RefSeq and is a predicted model, not a curated record. Lineage: Eukaryota; Fungi; Ascomycota; Pichiomycetes; Serinales; Metschnikowiaceae. Bases 1 to 294 code for a protein of 97 amino acids. The transcript has a single exon.